Molecule: messenger RNA, 1123 nt
Organism: Eublepharis macularius
Lineage: Eukaryota; Metazoa; Chordata; Lepidosauria; Squamata; Eublepharidae
Gene: HAUS1
Product: HAUS augmin like complex subunit 1
Exons: 9
Coding region: 59-919 (286 amino acids)
Biological process (GO): centrosome cycle; spindle assembly
Cellular component (GO): HAUS complex; cytosol
Source: RefSeq, a predicted model, not a curated record
CAGAAAAGGAGCUUAGGAAGGAAGCGGGAGGGUUUCAAUGUAAAAUAGCUGAGCAGGGAUGGAGGAGAAGCUAAAUAAGGUUGCUUUGUGGUUGAAAAAGACUUUGGGGGAUCAAAAUAUUCCAUCCUACGAGGUAGAUACGCGAACAGUGGAUAUUUUGCACGAGUUGGCAGAAUGCAGCGAAUCUCGAGAUGCAGACAUCAGGAUAUUAAUUGACGACAUGAAGCAGAAGACGGUGGAGUACGAAUCAGAUGGCAACUAUCUACAGGGUCUUCUGACGGAAAGUCUAAAUCUUUCUUUUACCAGCCUAUCAAAUGCCAGCACCAACUAUUUGGACAUCUUAGUGGACUCUGCCAUGGCCCUCGAAACAAAGGACACUUCCCUUGCAAGCUUCAUUCCUGCCAUCAAUGAUUUGACUUCAGAUCUGUACAGUGCCGAAUCAAGAAACAAAGACAUGGAGCACGAAUUGUCCAACCUCAGAAAAAAACUCACUUCGGCGCUGGUGCUGGAAAAACGUCUACAAGAUGACCUUAAAAAAACCGAAGAACUUCUGGCUGUGGAAAAAGCCAAAGCUGAUAGCCGAACCCAGAAUAUAAAGUUCUUGAAGGACAAAUCCGAGGACUUCAAAUUCCGAAUCAAGGCAGCAGAGGAACAACUUUCUGUCAGUGGCAUGGAUGUUUCCUUGACGCAUGAGUCUCUCGUGAGUCUCUCAGAGAAACUAGCAGAGUUAAAGAAGCAAGCAGCGCCUCUGAAGAAGAAACUGGACUCGUACCUGGACCUUACACCUAGUCCUUCUCUUGCUCGAGUGAAGAUUGAAGAAGCCAAGAGGGAGUUGGAUGCUCUCGAGGCAGAGUUUUCUGCGAAGGUGGAUAUGACAGCACUUUCGGUGCCUUUAUCUAGCAAACGUCGGUUUACCUAAUGGCACUGGUGUGAAAAGAAAAGGACCGUUUAAUAUGUAUUUUCUUGUGAAUGUUUUGAGUGUUGGUAUGUUUUCUUAUUUGUACUUGACAUUGUCUUUUCUUCUGCAGCUUCUUUCUUCCAAGGAGAGUAAUUCUUUUUUUUUAAAAUAUAACUUUCUAUAUUGUAUACAAUUUUGCCCUACCAAAUCCACAAUAAAACCAUG